CUCCGUCUCUUACUCCUUCUUCCUGUCUGUACAAAGACUCCUGGGCUUUCGGGAUUAAGAGAUCAUCUGCGUCGUUCGGUGCGAUCCCGUCCUUGGCUCUACGACUCGAUCUCCUUUCAACUUUCAGUUUCCCGAACCUGUAAUACUUCCCCGCAAUGGAGUCCGAGGCAUUCGAGGACAUGCAGAAGGGGGGCGGAACCCUUCGCACUCUCAAGGAUUUGGGUGCUGGUGCUGCUGGUGGAAUUGCUCAGGUGCUUCUUGGACAACCUUUUGACAUUGUCAAGGUCCGCCUGCAAACCACCACCCAGUACUCCAGUGCUCUGGACUGCGCCACCAAGAUCCUGAAGAACGAGGGCCCCUUCGCCUUUUACAAGGGUACCCUGACUCCGUUGAUCGGAAUCGGUGCCUGCGUCAGCGUUCAAUUCGGUGCUUUCCACGAAGCCCGCAGACGUCUGGAGAAGCUCAACAAGAAGAAGUACGCGGACAGCACUCUCUCCUACACGCAGUACUACAUGGCCGGUAGUUUUGCCGGUCUCACCAACUCCUUCCUGUCCGGCCCUAUCGAGCACGUCCGUAUCCGUCUGCAAACCCAGCCCCACGGAGCUGAUCGUCUGUACAACGGCCCCAUCGACUGCAUCCGCAAGCUCUGCAACCAGGGCGGUGUUCUCAAGGGUCUCUUCCGCGGUCAGAACGUCACUUACCUCCGUGAAGCCCAGGCCUACGGAACCUGGUUCUUGGCUUUCGAGUACCUCAUGAACCAGGAUGCCAAGCGCAACAACGUCAAGCGUGAGGACAUCUCCAGCUUGAAGGUCGCUACCUACGGUGGUUUGGCUGGCGAGGCCCUCUGGCUGUCCAGUUACCCCUUCGACGUCGUCAAGAGUAAGAUGCAGUGCGAUGGCUUCGGCGCCCAGCAGCAGUUCAAGAGCAUGACCGACUGCUUUAAGAAGACUUAUGCUGUUGAGGGUCUCGCUGGCUUCUGGAAGGGUAUUGGUCCUACCUUGCUGAGGGCUAUGCCUGUGUCGGCGGGUACUUUUGCUGUUGUCGAGCUCACCAUGAGAGCCCUGGGCUAAGCUACUUGGCCCCAUCGACUUAGCACAAGAAAUGAAAUGAAAUAAUACCCAAGUUUGGUGGUGGUUUAGGGUUUUGAUAUCCCCCGUUUCUAGUUUUCUUUCAUUCAUUCAACAGGCUCUGGAGGAAAAGUUCCGCUUAGACAUCAUCCUUUUUUUCAAAAACAAUGUUAAACUCGCAUGGUUAUAUAGAGUUACUCGUUUUUCCUUCUGGCAAAGCAUUCAGGAUUUCAACACUUGGCCAGCUCAAUAUG
Aspergillus costaricaensis CBS 115574 is the source of this 1321-nucleotide messenger RNA. RefSeq names its product putative mitochondrial carrier protein (Ymc1). Gene Ontology annotation, biological process: mitochondrial L-ornithine transmembrane transport. Lineage: Eukaryota; Fungi; Ascomycota; Eurotiomycetes; Eurotiales; Aspergillaceae. Gene Ontology annotation, molecular function: L-ornithine transmembrane transporter activity. The record is from RefSeq and is a predicted model, not a curated record. The transcript has 5 exons. Bases 156 to 1070 code for a protein of 304 amino acids.